This is a messenger RNA of Taeniopygia guttata (zebra finch), 691 nucleotides long. RefSeq names its product protein kinase C inhibitor/ASWZ-like. The record is from RefSeq. Gene Ontology annotation, molecular function: catalytic activity. Lineage: Eukaryota; Metazoa; Chordata; Aves; Passeriformes; Estrildidae.
CGAGAGUGUCGGCGUGCUGGCCUGUGGCCCUGGUGGUGCCACUACUGUCUUCGGAAAGAUUAUCGCAAGGCGUUUCUCUGGUGUCGUUAGCGACGAGGACGAGGAGGGAAGUAAGACCGUGAUAACAGCAUUCUUGCAAGGGUCCCUAGUGUUGGUGCUGGAAACUAGAGUGAGCUGCUUAGCCCGGGGGGAAACCAGUACAGCCGUUGCCUAUGCGAUGUUACCUUUAAGUGCCGUACGUUCCAUGAUCUUUUGCCCCUAGACGGGACGCUUUUCCUAGACAUGCCUAAGGAGCCAAUUUUCGAGUUGUCUGAAGCAGGAGGUUCUGGUGAAUGUAAGUACUGUCUUCUUGGGCAUGUAAUGAUUGUUGGCAAGAUGUGUGUUGCUCGCCUGGGCCUGACCAAUGGAUUCCGGAUGGUUGUGGAUGAAGGGCCCGAGGGUGGGCAGUCUGUCUAUCGCAUGCAUCUCCCCGUUCUGGGUGGCCGUCAGUUGGGCUGGCCGCCUGGCUAAGAUUUUGGCACCGCAAGAGUUGCUGCAAGUGUACAAAUCGCCACUGAAUGGAUUUCGUCUGUUGCCCAUCAAUCUAGCGGCUUUUGAUGUGUAAUUUUUUUUUUUUUUUUUUUGCCGUGUGUCUGUGGAAGGUAAUAAAAGCUUUGAGCAGCAGUUGCACAAUAAAGAUUUGUCAUGGGGA